AUGUCAAUGUUUACUUCAAUACAACAAUCGAUUCAUAAAGCAUAUGUGAAGACUGUUGAGAAGGUGACACCAACACUUUCAACAUCAAAGUUUUUAGAUGAAGGUGUUUUGACACCAGAGGAAUUUGUACAGGCAGGUGAUCUUUUGACUCAUAUGUGUCCCACUUGGACUUGGGAAUCAGGUGAUCCAUCAAGAAAUGUUAAUUUUUUACCAAAAGAAAAGCAGUUUCUUUUAACUAGAAAUGUACCAUGUUACUCUAGAGUUAAAUCAUUGGAGAAUGAAUCUAGAGCAUCUAUUUCAGAUAUAUUACAGUUGGAGGGAGAGGACGAUGAAGAAUGGGUUGCACCAAAAUCUGGUAAUCCAGAUGGAGUCAUCGAACAAGAUUUACAAAAGGAUAUGUCGGGACUCAAAGUAUCACAAUCAAACAACACUACAACCACAACCACCACAAAACCAACCACUAUAGAUAAUACAAAGCCAACUUCUGACGAUGACGAUGAAGAUGAAGACGGUGACAUUCCAGAUAUGGAGGAUUUCCAAGAUGAUAAUUUAGUUGAAGAUGAUCCCUCUACUUUGAAAUCAAAUCAACAAACCAAUAACAACAAUAACAAUAAUAAUAAUAGUAAUAAUAAUGUAUCUUUAGAAAGUUCAACUGGCAAUGCAAAUAGCAAUAGCAGUGUCGGUGAUGAUGAUAAUAUUCUGCGUACUCGUACCUAUGACAUCAGUAUUACAUAUGAUAAGUACUAUCAGACUCCAAGAGUAUGGUUAUUUGGUUACGAUGAAAAUAGAAAGCCAUUAAAGCCAGAGGAAAUAUUUGAAGAUAUCUCUGAGGAUCAUGCUCACAAGACAGUGACAAUUGAUUCACAUCCACAUCUUGGUAUCAGUUUCGCCUAUAUUCAUCCAUGCAGACAUGCCUCUGUCAUGAAAAAGUUGAUCACCAAACAAUCUGAAAACGGAAAAGAACCAAGAGUCGAUCAAUAUUUAUUCUUGUUCCUUAAAUUUAUCUCUGUUGUCAUCCCAACCAUCGAAUAUGAUUUCACUUUGGAGUUUGAUACAUAA
Heterostelium album PN500 is the source of this 1059-nucleotide messenger RNA. It is a transcript of the gene atg3, whose product is annotated as ATG3/ATG10 family protein. Gene Ontology annotation, cellular component: cytosol; cytoplasmic ubiquitin ligase complex. The transcript has 5 exons. Lineage: Eukaryota; Evosea; Eumycetozoa; Acytosteliales; Acytosteliaceae. Gene Ontology annotation, biological process: autophagosome assembly; nucleophagy; autophagy of mitochondrion. Gene Ontology annotation, molecular function: Atg8-family ligase activity. The record is from RefSeq and is a predicted model, not a curated record. The coding region runs from base 1 to 1059 and encodes 352 amino acids.